CAAAAUGACCCGAGCGGACCAGCUGGACAUCCAGUGAUCCAGAUCCAGCUGAAAGAGACCGGACCGAUUCACACCUACAUAACGUGAGUACAACAUUAAUCUUACUUUAAUACAACCUUACCCUAAGUAAGCAUGGACCACUACACGAUUACCUGACGUGAGUACAAGCCAAUUAAAAUCAGAAUAUAACCUAAUCUUAGUUUGAGAUUUGGGCAAUUCUACUUACCCAGAGUCAGAUGAACUCAUGGAUACCAUUUGAUGUAUCUGCGUGCAGUUUGAAGGACGUUGAAUGUCGUUUCUGGAGCGAUUGCUAACUAGCGUCAGUGCAAUGAAUGGAAGUCUAUGGGAUCAGCUAGCAUUAGCGCAAUUAGAGUAGAAAAAGUAGAAAAAAGGCUUACUGUCCAAAUCUCGAACUAUCCCUUUAAACCAACGUAACCAUAACCAGACAGAUACACAAAUACUUGACGAGAGUACAAUCCAAGCUCAACCUUAAUCCAACUUUAUCGUGACCGUGAAACAACACAUGUGUCUACAUUGAGUAAAACCCAACCACAACCUUCAAACAACCUCACUCUAACCUAACUCGGACCACUACACACAUACUUGCAGGAAGAAACAUCAAACGUUAACCCUAACCCUAAUAUCCGUAUUCCCUUUACUUUUGGUUGGCACCACCAGCAAUACAAGGGAAAAUGUAACGUGAAAAAUCUCUGCUGUUUUUUUUCAAACUGUUGCUGUAUUCAGAAGAAUUAAUAAAACAUCCCAUUCACUCAACUUUACAGCCGACCUGACACUAUAGCCUGACACCAGACAAGAGAACAGUUGAGACACACAUAAUUGUGUCACGCACACAGACAAAUGUGCUGUGAUUAAGGAGAGGUAGAGACAGUGUGUGUGUGAGAGAGGGUACACUCUUAGAAAAAAUUGUUCCAAAAGGGUUCUCCGGCUGUCCCCACAGAAGCACCCUUUUUGGUUCCAGGUAGAACCCUUUUUGGUUGAAGGGAAAACUAUUUUGGGUUCCAUGUAGAACCCUCUGGGGAAAAGGUUCUACAUGGAACCCAAAAGGGUUCUCCUUGGGGACAGCCAAAGAACCCUUUUAGGUUCUAGAUAGCACCUUUUGUAGAGAGAUGGAAUAUAGUAGCAGGUUUUCACUGAGUCCCUUUGAUCACACCUGUCACUAAGGGGUUUGUCACACAGUCUCUACACGGGAAUGCACAGUGCAAUUGUUACAGGAAAGCACUUGAGCUGAUGUGGCUCAGCAAUCUGCUCAUAUGCAGAGAGCUGGGGUCUGCUUGCUGUCAAACUGUGCAUGUGUGUUCGGGUCACCCGGGCUUAUCCAAAAAGCUGGCACAAGAAAAUACAUUAAGGACUAUGACAUUGAGACCCACCCACCACCCCCCUGCUCAGUCCCCCCCACACACACUCACACAAACACAUAACACACUUCAUACACUCACACAAUGCAACACUGUUUUGCUGCUAGCAUAUGGGAUCCAGGCUCCUAUUGGAUUUUGAGGGUGGUAUUAUAACAGUUAUACCAAUAAUUUCACAUUCCUGACAGGAAGAUAAAUGCCCCGGUGGUGUUAAGACAAUACUCCCACCCACUUCAGCUUCUGUUUCCCCACCACAAUCAAUACUGUAUCGAGCUGAUGAUGAAUUGGACAUUAAUAAGAUAUGAUGUUGCCAGUAAAGAGGUAGUGUUUUAUAGCAAGUUAUUGUUCAAAGCUACAAUAUAAAAUACUGUAGCUAAACGUUACAAUGGGGAUAUUUACUAUAUUCAGUAUUUACCUUCAGUUUACUAGAGGAGUUGAUGAAGAACACUUUUACAGCAAAAACCUGAGGAAGAGCUGCAGUGGAAGGGAAAUGGUUAAAUGAUUGAACUGGAAGUAUUUUAAAGGGUCAGGUUGGAAACGUAGUCAGCACACCGCGGGGUGAACAUGUUAAUUGUCAUGUCAUGGCGUGGGAUUAUUUAAAAUACUCCUCACUAUGCGAAAAGCAUCAAUAUCAGGGGAUAUCUUGAUCUAUAUAUAUCUGGAUAUGUGACAUUUUAUUAGAUAUAAGGAGUAAACAUGCUCCAGAUACACAUGUCCUUAAUUGUAUAUAUUGAGCUAGGAUAUUCUCCGUAAUGGGACAGUUUCUACAUACAUCUAAUCCGGACCUCAGAAAUCUCCCUGCUGCCGAAUGAGUCCAGGGAGGUACCUGGGGUGAGAUCCCUUCAAGACAUGCCCCUGAUGCGUGUACACACGCUUACAUAUUUGUAGACUAUUUUAACUCCGGAAAGAGUAUGUGUCAACAUGCUGACAUAUCUAAGACUUUAUACUUAGGCAUGAACGAAUCCAUGUAUUUUAAGAAAUGUACCACGAGUCAUUACCUGAUCAUUUAUGGAUCCGUAUUUUUUUUUUAAAUCUUAAUUUCAAUAGAUAUCCUUAAAUGAUCUGUAAUAUUCAUCCUCGUAUGUCUGAUCGAAAAUGGGCUAAAUCCGACGCAUUAUCAAUGUCCAGCGCCCAAAUUAUUUUACCUUUUCAGGCGCCGGAAAUCAUUGUGCUUCUUCACAUGAAGGUGACAUAACUGAGCAUACAUUUCCACUACAAGGCAUGGAAAAGCAAACAUAUUUAAUCCAAAGCACAUCUAUGCUAUUUCUGCAACUCCAGAGCUCCAUCUCCUCUAACUGAAGCAAAUUGUAGAGAUUUUUUUUCUAUUGAUAAUGUAAAAUUAACAGCCAAACAGAAAGGCUCAUGUGAAGGUGAAAGUACAGAGGAACUUCUGGAUGCAAUUAAAGGAUGCAAUUAAAGACUUUAAGUCCGGGAAAACUCCAGGGUUGGAUGGCAUACCAGUCGAGGUAUACCAAACCUUUUUUUGAUAUACUCAGAGGACCGUUAUUAGUAUGUUUUAACCACUCCUAUGUAAAUGGUAGAUUAUCAGACACUCAAGAAGAUGGUCUGAUUUCAUUAUUACUGAAACAGGAUACAAGUGGAAAAUAUAAAGAUCCAGUCCAUAAAAAAAAUUGGCGGCCCCUUACACUUCAGUGUUGUGAUGCAAAAUUUCUAGCAAAAUGUAUAGCGCAUAGAAUUAAAAAGGUAUUGUCGGACAUUAUUCAUUCUAAUCAGACAGGUUUUUUACAUGGGUGAUACAUUGGAGAUAAUAUAAGGCAAGUACUGGAAACAAUAGAACACCAUGAAAAAUCUGGGAAACCAGGCCUACUAUUCAUGGUAGACUUCGAAAAGGCAUUUGAUAAAGUACGACUGGGGUUUAUAUAUUUGCCUACGCCUAGCGAACAGUUUUUUAAAUUAUAUGAGAAAAAAAUAUUCCAUUUUAUUUGGAACGGCAAGCCAGACAAAAUUAAACAGGCCUAUUUAUAUAAUGAAUAUGAAUUAGGAGGACAGAAAUUACUAAAUAUUAAAGCAUUAGACCUAUCACUAAAAGCUUCAUUCAUACAAAAAUUAUACUUAAAUCCGAACUGGUUCUCUAACAAACUAGUAAGAUUGUCUCACCCAAUGUUCAAGAAGGGACUUUUUCCCUUUAUUCAGAUUACAAACCCUCACUUUCAGGUAUUUGAAAAGGAAAUCAUCUCCCAAAUAUCACUAUUUCUAAAACAAGCCAUAGAAAGUUGGUUGCAAUAUCAAUUUAAUCCUCCAGAAAUGACAGAACAAAUAUUGCAAAAAAUAUUGUGUUUAAACUCAAAUAUACUAAUUGAUAAAAAACCGUUCUUCUUUGGAGGGAGUUAAAAGUCCGUGUUGCCCAGCGACAGCCCCAAAACAUCACUGCUCUAGAGGAGAUCUGCAUGGAGGAAUGGGCCAAAAUAUCAGCAACAGUGUGUGAAAACCUUGUGAAGACUUACAGAAAACGUUUGACCUGUGUCAUUGCCAACAAAGGGUAUAUAACAUAUUCUGAUGCAACGAAUUCUGAUGCAUUUCUGAGUUUUCAGCAUAUGCUCAAUAAUUUGUCAAAUAUGAAAUCCAUAUUAUUCUUUCAUGCACAAAUCAUUUUAGGAUUCCUUCCGGAUAUCAUACAUGGUAUGACCAGUUGUUGACUCAUUAGAUAUCCUGAGAUAGGCCUAUGUGGAAAUCAUAUUUUCUCUAUAUGAUGACAAAUACUGACAGUAGGCCUUCAUAGUAUAUUUUCUCAGCAUAUACAGUGGAGAGAACAAGUAUUUGAUACACUGCCGAUUUUGCAGGUUUUCCUACUUACAAAGCUUGUAGAGGUCUGCAAUGUUUAUCAUAGGUACACUUCAACUGUGAGAGACGGAAUCUAAAACAAAAAUCCAGAAAAUCACAUUGUAUGAUUUUUAAGUAAUUAAUUUGCAUUUUAUUGCAUGACAUAAGUAUUUGAUCACCUACCAACCAGUAAGAAUUCCGGCUCUCACAGACCUGUUAGUUUUUCUUUAAGAAGCCCUCCUGUUCUCCACUCAUUACCUGUAUUAACUGCACCUGUUUGAACUCAUUACCUGUAUAAAAGACACCUGUCCACACACUCAAUCAAACAGACUCCAACCUCUCCACAAUGGCCAAGACCAGAGAGCUGUGUAAGGACAUCAGGGAUAAAAUUGUAGACCUGCUCAAGGCUGGGAUGGGCUACAGAACAAUAGGCAAGCAGCUUGGUGAGAAGGCAACAACUGUUGGUGCAAUUCUUAGAAAAUGGAAGAAGUUCAAGAUGACGGUCAAUCACCCUCGGUCUGGGGUUCCAUGCAAGAUCUCACCUAAUGGGGCAUCAAUGAUCAUGAGGAAGGUGAGGGAUGAGCCCAGAACUGGAUUUUUGUUUUAGAUUCCGUCUCUCACAGUUGAAGUGUACCUAUGAUAAACAUUGCAGACCUCUACAAGCUUUGUAAGUAGGAAAACCUGCAAAAUCGGCAGUGUAUCAAAUACUUGUUCUCUCCACUGUAUAUGCUGAGAAAAUAUACUAUGAAGGCCUACUGUCAGUAUUUGUCAUCAUAUAGAGAAAAUAUGAUUUCCACAUAGGCCUAUCUCAGGAUAUCUAAUGAGUCAACAACUGGUCAUACCAUGUAUGAUAUCCGGAAGGAAUCCUAAAAUGAUUUGUGCAUGAAAGAAUAAUAUGGAUUUCAUAUUUGACAAAUUAUUGAGCAUAUGCUGAAAACUCAGAAAUGCAUCAGAAUUCGUCCUUAUUUUCAGCAUAUCAAAAAGUAUAUCAAUAUCCGGAUAUGAACCUCAGCCAAGAGAAGCAUAUCUGGAAUCAAUAUAGUUUAAUAUCUUGAAUGUGCUGAGAAAAUACAGAUAUGCGAUGUAUACAGUCAGUAUUUGUCAACAUGAAGAGAGAAAAUUGGAUGUCACAUUAUCUCAUGAUAUUGAAUGAGUCCAUAUCCGGCCAUCGGAAAUGUCCAUGUGUGAUAUUCGGAGUAAUCCCAAUAUCAUACUGUAUAUCGAAAAGACACAUCUGGAUUCAGCAUUUGUCAGGAUAUGGUGCAAAUCCACAAAACUCAAAAUAUGCACUGGAAAUGGUCUGUAUUUUCUAGAAUAUCAAAAAUGUGUCAUGUAAAGAUAUCCCCUGAUAUGGACAGUUUUCGCCCCCAGUGUCUAUGAAGAAGUAGGGUUUCAGAUGUUUUCGGAAGAUGAGCAGGGACUCUACUGUCCUACCUUCAGGGGAAAGCUGUUUCCACCAUUGGGGUGCCAGGACAGAGAAGAGCUUUGACUGGGCUGAGCAGGAGCUACCCUCCUGUAGGGGUGGGAGGACCAAGAGACCAGAGGGGGCAAAAUGGAGUACUCGAGUUGAGGUGUAGGGUUUGAGCAUAGCCUGAAGGUAGGGAGAGGCAGUUCCUCUUGCUGCUCCGUAGGGAAGUACCAUGGUAUUGUAGUGGAUGCGCGCUUCGACUGGAAGCCAGUGGAGCAUGCAGAGGAGCGGGGUGACAUGGGAGAACUUGGGAAGGUUGAAUACAAGGUGGGCUGCAGCGUUCUGGAUACAUUUCAGGGGUUUGAUGGUACAAGCAGGGAGCCCAGCCAACAGCGAGUUGCAAUAGUCCAGACGGGAGAUGACAAGUGCCUGGAUUAGGGCAUGCGCGGCUUCCGGUGUGAGGUCUGCUCGUACUCUACGGAUGUUGUAGAGCAUGAACCUGCAGGAGCGAAUCACAGCUUUGAUGUUUGCAGAGAACCACAGGGUGUUGUCCAGGUUCACCCCAAGGUUCUUUGCACUCUGGUAGGGGGACACCGUAGAGUUGUCUACUGUGAUGGAGAGGUCUUGGAGCGGGCAGGCCUUCCCCGGGAGGAAGAGCAGCUCCGUCUUGUUGAGGUUGAGCUUGAGAUGAUGGACCGACAUCAAAGAUGAGAUUUCUGCCAGGCACACAGAGAUGCAUGUCGCCACCUGGGUGUCAGAAGGGGGGAAGGAGAAAAGGAGUUGAGUGUCAUCAGCAUAGCAAUGAUAGAUACACUAUGUGAGUAUAUGAUGGAGCUGAGUGACUUGGUGUAUAGAGAGAAGAUGAGAGGGCCUAGAACCGAGCCCUGGGGGACACCAGUAGUGAGAGUAUGUGGUGCAGACACAGAUCCUCUACACGUCACCUGGUAUGAGCAGCCUACCAGGUAGGAUGCAAUCCAAGAGUGUGCAGAGCCUGAGACGCCCAGCCCUGAGAGGGUGGAGAGGAGGAUCUGAUUGUUAACUGCGUCAAAGGCAGCGGAUAGAUCUAGGAGGAUGAGAACAGAGUAGAGAGAGUCAGCUUUGGCAGUGCGGACAGCCUCAGUGACACAGAGGAGAGCAGUCUCGGUUGAGUGACCCAUCUUGAAGACUGACUGAUUAAGGUCAAGAAGAUUGUUGCGAGAGAGUUGGUCAGAGUCAGUAGGCUCAAGUGUUUUGGAAAGAAAAGAAAGAAGGGAUACCGGCCUGUAGUUUUUGACGUCAGAGGGGUCGAGUGUUAGUUCUUAGCUCAACAUCUGUGGAGACAAAUCACCAAUAUCACCACACUGGCAGCCAAUCACGUCACCCCUGACACUCACUUGGAGCCAUUCAGUGUUGUUGUUUAUGUAUGUAGCUAAUGGGUUAAGCUGUAGCAUUAGCAAUGUUUUUCAAAAAUAGAUUUUUGUAAAUUCUUACAAUGAUUCUGAAUAUGACAUUGAGGAAUCAGAUUCUGACAGUGACAGUGAGGAGCUUCCCCCCAACCUUAUGGCCAUUGAGAACCCUGAAUCUGAGGACCCCUUCCCCACCAACAAAGUCCCAGGUCCCUCUGAAGAUGCUGGUGGUGAUGGAGGCACACCAACAGUGGGUGAAGUACAGGAGGUCUGCGGUAGCUGGAAGGCCUCCAGACAUUUCACCCCUCCUGGCACUGCUGUUGGCUUUGAUGCGUCCCAGUCUGGAGUGCAAAGCCCCUUGCCAUCUCUCUCUGAGGCGUCAAGCUGUUUCUGACAGAGGAGCUGGUGGGAGACAUAGUGGAGGAGACCAAUCGCUAUGGCUUGGAGCUACAGGAGAAGAGAGAGCCUCAGGGAAGGUGGACCACAUGACAGGAGAGAGAAAGAUCAAAUCAGACUGUGCUUGACCAUAAUUGCAAAAUGGGGGCAGUAGAUAAGGCGGACAUGAUGAACAGCUUUGUGGCAUGCCCCCGGAAAACCACCAAGUGGUAUAAUAAUAUAUGUGACCAAACACCUCUUUUCAGUCUUAUGUUGCAAAAUUUGAAAUUGUGUUGUUUACAUUGGAUAAAAGUACAGACUCAGAGCUACAAAAUGAUAUAUCAUACACUGCAGUUCAGGAACAAAGUGAAAGUAAUUCUGCUUUGAAAGUUGAUAAAUUUGUAACCCCACUUUUGAGAAAAUGGCCCUUGAAUGGCCCACUCUUCAGCCAUUCAGCAUCGUUCCUACCAUCUUAAGCCUUUGCCCCCCCCCCCCCCCCCCCCCCGGCUAACUUGAUGGGUCAUGUAAUCAUCUGGUGAAGUGGAAUCUUUUGUUUAGACAUGUAGCUAGCUAGCUAGCUAGACAAUGACCCAUAAACCGAAACCAUACAGUACUAGACAUACAAACAGAUUGUCAUAGCUAGCCACCAUGCAUGAAAUGCUGUAGUAUGAAUCUGCAGGUAAAAUCUAACCAACUAGGUUCAAUGUUAUCUAGCUACCUAACAUUAGGCUAUAACUAGCAAUGCAAAUGGAUUUCUGAAAUACAAAUAAUAUUACUACACAGAUCAUGCAUUUAGCGUUAGCUAGCUAGCCAGCCAGCUAACGUCAGCUAGCUAGCUAACAGUACGCUUUAACUUGCAAUGAAAAUGACUUUCUGACAAAAUUAGAAAUGUAUAAAAUCUGAAAAUGUAGCUAGAGUCUUACCCGUAUAAAUGGAUGAACGCUUCAUGGCAGACUGGAACCCCUUUAACUAAGACGUCUUGUGUCGUUUCCGUUUUGUUUGUACAGCUUGCUUGGCCCAUUGUGUAAGGUCACUCCGGUUCAUUGCACAUUGACCAUGUGCAAUGCCAUAAAAAUCAUCAGAUCUUUCUAUCUCUCUGUCAGGUAUGCAAUCAAACGCAUUAAUUUUCUCCUUCUCGUACUCUGCUUCCACCGGGCAUUCCACUGAUUUCAAAGCUCAGUCAACUUCUUCAGUGACAACAACACUGUUGACCGCCGUAUCUUCCCCAUCACUGUCAUCAGAAGACUACAAUGUCUGGUUCAAUGAAAAUGUUUUUACCUAAGUCAGGGAUUUCCUCAUCAUCUGAUUCAUUUUCAGAGUCAGAGAGAGUCCUCCAGAAAGUAGCCCAUCACAACCUUUUCCCACUGAUCUCUGUCGAUAGCCCCUGCUAAAUUCAGGGCAGCAAUGUUGAGAGCAGUAGCAACACUUUUGCAGUUCUUCAUGUCUACUAUAUCUUUCAAAAAGGCUGUGGUAGCAAGGAUUAUCUACACAUGUUAUAGACAGAAGCAUGCUACAGGGCAGACCAAUCAGAACUCAUCUCUCGGCAUGUCCAGCCCAUCCAUUAUCUCAGCCAAUCAUGGCUAGCGGGAAGGUUCCUGUAUUUUCCAGUGGCUAAACCAACUAGGCUUGUAAUUUAACAAUUUUAUUCAUUUUUACAGAUGGCAUACAAGUUUGUUAUUAAGGCAGAUGAAAGUUCACAUGUUCCAGAAGGCAUUUCAGCCAGAAAACGCAUAAAAAUAAAAUAAAAUAAAUAAAAGUUCAAAUGCCUCUCAUGUGAAGUAGUGACAUGUGACAUAUGCCUAGCUUCCUGAAACGGGUCACAUAUUUUUACUGCACAAGGUUUUUUGUAAUUGCACAUAUAGUUAAUGUACAAAUCAAAUACAGUUCCAUUAUGCAAUUAUAUUGACAAUAUCUCACCCACCUCCCCACUCCCUCAUCAUCCCCUCCACUCCCUCAUCCUUCCUACUCCCUCUUCAAACAGUAUGUUGCAAAAUAUGUCUCGUUCCAGUUAUGAUGUUGGCAAGGUAUGUUCAAUACUGUGUGUGUGUGGUUUCUGAAAGUACAGAAUAAAGAGGAAUUAUUAGUAAUUAGAAUCAAAUAUCAGGAUAGCAAUAAAACAAUAUUACAAGUAACAUAAUAACUGAAGAGCUCCACAAGGGCUCCACAAGGGGGCAGAGCUAUGCAGGCCAAAUGAGUACACAGGCCAAAUGCAAUGGUCAUGAUAAGGCCAGGGCAGCUGAUCAUGGCUAGAAGGGAUCCAGCUUUAGUCAAAUUAACAUCAGAGUUGACUUUUCGUAGCAGGUUAGGAGAACUUACGCAGCAGGUUAGGAUAAUUAACGUAGCAGGUUAGGAGAAUGAGGUUAAGGUUAGGAAUAGGGUUAGGGUUAGCUUAAAUGCUAAUUCUACGUUUGACGUUAAUUUGACAAAAGCUGGAUCCCUUCUAGCCAUGACCAGGGCAACUUCAAAAGAUACAACACAAGCUAAUACUUAUUUGACGCCAUUAGCAUUAGUAUUGUUUUACAGAACUAAAUGUAACAACAUAACCACAAUUGAGUAUAACACCAUAAAGGUUAUGAAAUCAGUACCUCGAGGAAUACACACAAAAUACAUUAUGCUCCAUACAUAAAUAUGGUGUGCUACAGUAUAAAUACACUACAUUACCAAAAUUAUGUGGACACCUGCUCGUCGAAAAUUUAUUUCCAAAAUCAUGGGCAUUAAUACGGAGUUGGUCCCCCCCCUUGCUGCUAUAACAGCCUCCACUCUUCUGUGAAGGCUUUCCAGUAGAUGUUGGAACAUUGCUGCGGGGACUUGCUUCCAUUCAGCCACAAGAGCAUUAGUGAGGCCAGGCACUGAUGUUGGGUGAUUAGGCCUGGAUCGCAGUCAGUGUUCCAAUUCAAUCGAAAGGUGUUCAAUGGGGUUGAGAUCAUGGCUCUGUGCAGGCUAGUCAAGUUCUUCCACACCGAUCUCGACAUACCAUUUCUGUAUGGACCUCGCUUUGUGCAUGGGGGCAUUGUUAUGCUGAAACAGGAAAGGGCCUUCCUCAAACUGUUGCCACAAAGUUGGAAGCACAGAAGCGUCUAGAAUGUCAUUUUAUGCUGUAGCGUUAAGAUUUCCCUUCACUGGAACUAAGGGGCCUAGUCCGAACCAUGAAAAACAGCCUAAGACCAUUAUUCCUCCUCCACCAAACUUUACAGUUGGCACUAUGCAUUGGGGCAGGUAGCGUUCUCCGGGCAUAUGUCAAACCCAGAUCCAUCUGUCGGACUGCCAGAUGGUGAAGCGUGAUUCAUCACUCCAGAGAACAUGUUUCCACUGCUCCAGAGUCCAAUGGCGGCAAACUUUACACCACACCACUCCAGCUGACGCUUGGCAUUGCGCAUGGUCAUCUUAGGCUUGUGUGCAGCUGCUCGGCCAUGGAAACCCAUUUAAUGAAUCUCCCGACGAACAGUUAUUGUGCUGACGUUGCUUCCAGAGGCAGUUUGGAACUCUGUAUUGAGUGUUGCAACCAAGGACAGCACUUGGCGGUCCCGUUCUGUGAGCUUGUGUGGCCUACCACUUUGCGGUUCAGCCGUUGUUGCUCCUAGACGUUUCCACUUCACUAUAACAGCACUUGCAGUUGACCGGGGCAGCUCUAGCAGGGCAGGAAUUUGACAAACUGACUUGUUGGAAAGGUGGCAUCUUAUGACGGUGCCACGUUGAAAGUCACUGAGCUCUUCAGUAAGGCCAUUCUACUGCCAAUGUUUGUUAAUGGAGAUUGCAUGGCUGUGUGCUCGAUUUUACACACCUGUCAGCAACGGGGUGUGGCUGAGAUAGCCGAAUCCAUUAUUUUGAAGGAGUGUCUACAUACUUUUGUAUAUAUAGUAUAACACGAUAUAGAGAAACUCUGGACUCCUGCGCUUGACUCCUUCUUUCACACCUCGUCACACCCUGUGCCACCACCGUGAUGACCAGAUGCUCUCGGAUUAUGAGAGAACAUGUAGUAAGAUGAAGAGAGAGCAGCUAGAGUAUUUGAUUUCUGUAUAUAUUGUUGUCUUUGUGGCUUUUUCUGUGCAUCAGAGCUUCCAGUUUGUUUGUGUCUGCAUCAUGUGUGUGGGUGUUUGUAUGUACAGAUGCUAUUAAAAAUGAAUCACACAUUAGCUUUGCUAACCUUGCUUAUGCAAAUAAUCAUGCUCUGCUCACAAUUACUGUACUUUCAAAGCCUACUGGACCAGAGAAAAUGAGGGGAGGGGGAGAACGUGAGAUAUAGGAAAAUAGAAAGAUGGAGGGAGUAAGAGAAUGUGAUAGAGGAAGAAAGAGGUGAAGAUCAUGCAGAAGAAAGAUAGAGAGAGAGAUGUGGCUAUAGAGAGAGAGAGACAGAGGGGGAAGCAGGAGGGAGGAAAAUAAAUAGAGAGAGGAACAGAGAGGGCAGGAUUGGAGGUGAGUAAAAUAGAUAGAUAGAAAGAGAGAGAGAGAGAAAGAGAGGAGAUUGUAAAUUCAUCCCUCCUGCUUGUCAGUGGAUCAAUAUCUUGCAGGGUGGGCAGAGCAGAGCAGGACUUGGCCAGGCAGGGAGAGGCAGAGCAUGCCUCUAUAGAGACUGAACACAGAACACAGGGCUGGGCAGGAGCAGAGGAAAGGAGAGAAGUCUUAGUCAUUCUCCCUCUUUUCCUCCUCUCUCUCUCUCUCUUUAUUCCCUCUCCUCUUCACCCUAAAAGCAUUUGAGGGUCAUUUUUGACACUCCAACCUCAACUAGGCGGUCUCAAAGAUAAUGUGUUUACAUGUGUUAUUAACGUUGAGUGUGUAAGUCACUGACUUUAUCUCUCUGUCUCUGUCUCUCUGUGUAGGAGCUGUGAUUUGGAGAUGAAUGGGAAGGUGGGAGGUAGAGGACCUGUGAGUUCACCCAACGACAUGAACUGCAACUCCAACAGCAUCACCAUGGUAUCAGACCUAUCCUCCCCAGAGUCUCAGACCCAGUCUCAGCCCUUCACACCCCGGGUCAGUACACACACACACACAUACACUCAAGCAUGCCCGCACGCAAGCACUCCCGCACACACAUACACACACCUCACGACACCGUUACAACUCACUACACCACACACCACAUCAUGGUUUCAUGACAGAUUCAGUGAUACAAAGAGGUGCAUUUUGUUCUCUCAUCUUCCCUCUGCCCCUUUCUCCUUCCCUCGUUUCCUCUCCAGGCAUCUCGUACUCCAAAGAAAGCUGCGAUGUUUGGGAAGCGUUCUAACUCCAUGAGGAGGAACCCUAAAGCUGUAGUAGCUAAGCAGGGCUGGCUAUACAAACAGGUAAUUCAGCUCUAUACACUAUACUGCAUCAGCAUGAUGCACUUUCCCUUAUGCUUAGUGGUAUAAGGGUUUUAGGCUCGGUUUCUGUAUAAGAACUUUGUGUCAACUGCUGUUGUAAAAAGGGCUCUAUAAAUAAAUGGGAUUGAUUGAUUGAUUGAUAGACAAAUGCCCCAUAAUACCCCAUAAAUAUCUCAUAACUAGGACCAGAUAAACUCUUCUUCCAGUAUUGUCAUUAUUCUCUACAUGUUUCAGUUCAAUAUUCCUUGUCUCUCCCAUUUGUUUUGAUCCAGUAUGUCUCAGACACUUACUUUGUUUUGGUCCAGUGUUGCUUUCCCUCUCACGUUGUUUAGGUCUCAUAGAAUUUUUCUUCCUGUCUUUUACAUAGCGCAUUAUUUCUCACAAUGUUUAAGUCAAGUUUCUGUGUUCCCCCUGAAGUUGUUUGGUCCAGUCUAAACUGUUGUGUCUACUCUCUGGAGUCCCAUCCAUUUCAGUGUGUGUUUUUAGUCCCCUUGUCUGUCUCUCCCUUUAGGCCAGUCAAACCCAUCUCAAUGUGUGUUAUUCUCUCUGUCUCUCUCUGUCUCACUGUAGGCCAGCAGUGGAGUGAAACAGUGGAACAAGAGAUGGUUUGUCCUGACUGACCGAUGCCUCUUCUACUACAAAGGUAGGUUACUGUCAUAGCAUUGCCGUCUUACUUUUAGUUCUCUUUUAUUUUUUUGAUAACCCAUCGCCACCCUUCAUCUGAGGACAUCUUUAUAAUUACGCUUUAUUUUAUUGCAUUUUAUUGUAUGCUUUAGUCAGAAUGGUUUUUUCCUUCUUUCUUGACAUACUGUUUCUCUUCUCUUGUCAACAGAUACGGUAAGUUAGCUUAAUGGUAUACAUGUGUUUCUGUGGUAGUGUGCUCUGUUAUUUUGCCAGCAGGUAGAAACCACAGUAACUGACAGAUCCGGUUAUUCAACCAUGUGUUGGCUACGUCCCAAUAUACUGUAUCUUGUUUUCUGAGUGUUUAAAAAAAAAAAAAGACUGGUCAAUCUUAUCCAACAAUCUCUGCUAUGCAGAUAGGUAUCCACAUAUACAUACAUGGGGUUGACUUAACAUAAUAUUUACAUUCAUAUUUUACAGUAUGUAUAAAUUUUCUAUCUAACCUUUAUUUGAUCCAGGAAGUUCCACGACAUGGGUAGCGUCUCAGCUGACAUUAUAUUCCCUAUAUAGAGCCCUUUUAAACAGAGCCCUUAGUGGCUAGAAUCUCUUUUUCAAUGGAAACCUGGCCAAGACACCUCACUACACCUGCUACUUCUGUCUCUCUCUCAGAGUCCUACUCUGUGGAUUUGUUUGCUUGUAUCUGCUUUGGAAACUGGAAAGCUUUGAUCCCUCCUUGGCUUGGUUGUACUGUCAUGGGCUGGUGUCACAUUUAAAACGGCCCCCUUGUUUGUGUUUUUUACCUUAGCUACAUGAUGUCAUGUCAGUGUGUUCUGUUGGCAGAGUGGAGGGCCGUGUGUUAUGUGCAUGUCACCAAUAUGUCAAGAGGACUGUUGACUUGUUCAAGGUGCUUUAAUACCACACAGCUACGCAAGUCAUAUUCUCCUAAGUGUCUCUACUCUCCUCCAUGCCAAGUCCCUGAGUCUUUGUGGUCUUCAUCUGUCAUCUUCUGAGCCACAGCCAGGAGUGGAGAAUAAACAAUGUGGCAUUUGAAUAUAUCACACUGCUUGAGGUAUCUUCUUCAAGUUUGAUGUACGAGCUAAGUGUGUGUGGGUUUAUGUGUGGCUCUGUGUACAUAUGGAAGUGUGAGAGGGUCAUUGUAGUAUGUAUUGAGAAAUGUUUUACAAAAGACAUGAGUACAUUGGGCUAUGUAAACAAUCUAUUGAUGGACAUUCAACGCACGCACGCACACACACACACACACACACACACACACAGACACACACACACCUUAUACAGCACAGUCUCUCCAUCAGGGCAGCGGUGAAUGUGACUCAAUUCGAUUGCACACUACUCUAGAAGUAGACAUUCUGAGAGUGUCGAGGUUGUCUCUGUCUCCUAAUGUGACAGAUGUUAAAGUCUGUAAUUCCCCCUGGUCCACCUGCAGCCCUCUGCUCCCAAUACAACCCAUGGCAAAUAGAAGGGGAGAAUAGUGACUUACAAGAUGAAAAAGAAAGAAGAUGAUGAUUGUCUUUCCCACUUCCCCUCUCUUUCUCUCUCUCUCUCUCGAUGUCCCUGAAGGUAUAGAGAUUUUUUUCAAUUUUCUGUCGGCAAUGUAUGAAGGGAAAGGGGAUACCUAGUCAGUUGCACAACUGAAUGCAUUCAAUUGAAAUGUGUCUUCAGCAUUUAACCCAACCCCUCUGAAUCAGGGGUGUCUUAGUGCCACAGUGUAUUGCUCAUGAGAAACUCUCUCUACUAUUAUUGCAGAAUAGACAACACUCCUUCUCCAGCACCAAAAAGUCUAAUGACAUUCAGCGAUUGCCCUUAGGUCUACACUUUUGUAGCUUGAAUUAAUUGAUGCGUCUUGCUGACAAAUUCACCUUUUUUGUCAAAAGGAAAGUUGGGACACCUGAAAAGGGGCUGAAAUAUGGGACGCAAAUACAGCUGUGUUUGUCCUGAGCUCAUCGAACUGUUUCAAGUUCGGUAGCGGGCUGGACCCAGUUGAUAAUGUUGCAAGUUCGCUAGCGGGCUGGUCCCAAUCGAUACAAUGUUGCAAAUUUGCUGGCGAAAGAUCAAGACAGACAGAUGGAAAGGCUGACAGGCAGAGUAGAGAGAUGAACACGAUUGAAAGACCCUGAACACUGAAUGAUAGAGAGGCGGGGGGAUUGUUUAAUUUGGAAUAAGCUUUUAUUUUAAUAUUUACCACUGUAGUAGUACAAAAUAGCAUUUUAAACAAAUAGGUGACAAGCUAGAUCCCUACAAUGUCUCAUUGAAGAUAACCUUUCUGGACUAAAACCUAAUUAUGAUUAAUGUACAAUAUUGCGUAUUGGAUCUUUAAAAAAUACAACUUUUACAUUACCCUGGAGUUUACCUAUAAAAUGGGCUGAUGGUGAAGUAGACAUACUUGGUAUUUAUAUCACAAAACAAAUAAAUGAGCACAAUGAUUUUCAAUAGAAAACUAGUAAAAAAUAGACAAGAUCCUGCAACCAUGGAGAGGUAAAUACCUAUCUAUUUAUGGAAAAUUGCCCUGAGUUACUCCUUAGUCAUAUGUCCAGUUUACUCACUUACUUAUGGCGCUGCCUACUCCUGAUUAUUCAUUUUUCAAACCAUAUGAGCAAAAAAUAAUUCGCUUUAUCUGGGAUGCUAAACCAGACAAGAUAAAGCGUGCCUAUCUAUAUAAUGAAUAUGAAUUGGUUGGGUUGAGAUUAUUAAAUAUAAAAGCACUAAACCUCUCUCUAAAAGCAUAACUUAUCCAAAGUUUUACUUGAACCCUAAAUGGUUCUCAAGUAGAUUAAUAAGAAAAGCUCAUCCAUUGUUUAAAAAUUGCCUUUUUGCCUUUGUGCAGAUUGCCAUGUCUCAUUUUCAAUCAAUUGAAAAUGAAACUUUUUUCAAAGUAUCUCUCUUUUUCAAACAAGCAUUGCAGAGCUGGCUACAAUUUCAUACCCCUGAAAAGAUAGAACAAAUAUUACAACAAAAAUUAUGGCUGAACUCAAAUGUGCUGGUUGAUAAAAUACCUGUAUUUAUGGAAAAUAUGUUUGAAAAGGGUAUUUUGUUUUUAAUUGAUAUUGUAAAUUGGAAUGGCAGAGUUGUGUAUUUCAUGGAGUUAUCAGAAUUGUAUGGGAAGGUCUGCUCAAUCCAAGAUUACAACCAAUUGAUUACAGCAUUACCCCAAAAAUGGAGGUCUGGUCUGUCUGCCCAAUAUAAAGGAUCAAAACUGGCGGAGGAAUAAAAAUAGCAUAAAUAGGAAAGUAUACCAGUUUCAUUUGAGGACCAGGAUGCUGUGCCAUACAGAUUACAAAAUAGUUGGGAAGAGUUUUUUGAUGUACCGAUUCCAUGGUACAGGGUGUACGAGUUGAUAUAUAAAACAAAGCAAGAUUCAAGAAUUCUUGCCACCAACAAAAUGUUGAAUAUUUGGGACAUACAAUCAUCACAGCUCUUCAGAUUUUGUUGUGAGGAUACAGAAUCAAUAGACCAUUUGUUUUGGUAUUGCCCUCAGGUAGCCUGUUUCUGGUCUCAGGUUCAGGAAUGGCUGAAAAUGCAUAACAUUGAUCUAAAAUUGACCCUAGAAAUAGUAUUGUUGCGAGAUCUGGAGAGACCAGAUAUAUGGUGCGUAGAAAUCCGAAGAGGGUGGCCAGCGGAGAUGGUGGAAUUAUUUUAUUUUUCUCAGGGGCAGCUGUUGGGGAACUGUGGGGGGGAUCUUGGAGGGCUGGUGGCCUGGCGGUUGGGAGCUUUGGCCAGUGGCUGAUGGGUUGCUGGUUCGGGUCCCCGUUUUUGACGUUAUGGGAGAUCUGUCGACGUGCCCUUGAGCGGGGCGUUGACCCUGGUUGCUUCUGUGGGUCGCUCUGGAUGGGAGUCUGUUAGAUGACUAAUGUGAUGUAGAUGUUGAGCUGCUUCACUGCAAGUAGAUUGUAUGUUUUAAAUAUUCAAUAUAAAAAAAAUAUUUAAAAAAUAAUAAUAAACAAAUUGGUGAAUGGUUAAAUUAGAGACCCCCCAAAGUUGGACUUUUGUUGCAUUUAGGGGAGCUUAUGUGUGUGUGAGCCACCCUUGUUUCUAGGAAAUCAUACACAAAAGGUAUCAUUUGUCCAAAUAUUUAGGAACAGGUCAUCAUUUCAUAGAGUCUGUGAAGGAAGAAACCACAUAGAAAAAGUGGUUUCCCCUAGUCAAAUUAAUGUAUUGAAUUAGAGGUUUCAUGAUGCUUGCAUCUAAACCAAAGUUGAUAAUUUUAAGAUUGUUUUGUACUUGUUUAAGAUUGUUUUGUACUUGUACGUCAGUUGGAGUCUCUAUAAGCUUCAAUAUGAGGUCCUAAACCUAGCAUGAAAGUCAUCCUUGUAGCUGUGUGGGCUAAUAUAGUCAAAAUGUGUUUGCCUUGGGGUAAAUUGAGCCCAUUGUUGAGCCAAUAGCAAGUUGAGCAAAUUGAAGUGAUUUCUUCCCAGGCGUAAUGCAAGGCAUUAUCGCUGGCAUUAGGUAACAACAGGGUCUGGCCUAUGUUAAAAGUGUUUAAAAAAGUACAAAGUGUUUGUUAUGCCAAGAAACCACUUUUUUUGGACAGCUAUGUUUUCAAAACUGUAAUGUUUACAUUAAUUCUGAUUAUUAUUUCCUGAAAUAUACACUGAGUGUACAAAACAUUAGGAACACCUUCCUAAUAUUGAGUUGCACCCCCUUUUGCCAAUGAGCUAAGAUAAGUAGUGGAUUUGCCUAGCAGUGAUUUAUAGAUGGCCUGGAGCCAGUGGGUUUGGCGACGAAUAUGUAGUGAGGACCAGCCAACAAGAGCGUACAGGUCACAGUGGUGGGUAGUAUAUGGGGCUUUGGCGACAAAACGGAUGGCACUGUGAUAGACUACAUCCAAUUUGCUGAGUAGAGUGUUGGAGGCUAUUUUGUAAAUUACAUUGCCGAAGUCAAGGAUCGGUAGGAUAGUCAGUUUUACGAGGGCAUGUUUGGCAGCAUAAGUGAAGGAGGCUUUGUUGCGAAAUAGGAAGCCGAUUCUAGAUUUAACUUUGGAUUGGAGAUGCUUAAUGUGAGUCUGGAAGGAGAGUUUACAGUCUAACCAGACACCUAGGUAUUUGUAGUUGUCCACAUACUCUAGGUCAGACCCGUCGAGAGUAGUGAUUCUAGUCGGGUGGGCGGGUGCCAGCAGCAUUUGAUUGAAGAGCAUGCAUUUAGUUUUACUUGUGUUUAAGAGCAGUUGGAGGCUACAGAAGGAGUGUUGUAUGGCAUUGAAGCUUGUUUGGAGGUUUGUUAACACAGUGUCCAAUGAAGGGCCAGAUGUAUACAAAAUGGUGUCGUCUGCGUAGAGGUGGAUCUGAGAAUCACCAGCAGCAAGAGCGACAUCAUUGAUAUACACAGAGAAAAGAGUCGGCCCAAGAAUUGAACCCUGUGGCACCCCCAUAGAGACUGCCAUAGGUCCAGACAACAGGCCCUCCGAUUUGACACAUUUAACUCUAUCUGAGAAGUAGUUGGUGAACCAGGCGAGGCAGUAAUUUGAGAAACCAAGGCUAUUUAGUCUGCCAAUAAGAAUGCGGUGGUUGACAGAGUCGAAAGCCGUAGCAAAAUGCUUAUUGAAAUUCGCGAUUGGUGAUAGUGUUUCCUAGCCUCAGUGCAGUGGGCAGCUGGGAGGAGGUGCUCUUAUUCUCCAUGGACUUUACAGUGUCCCAAAACCUUUUGAAGUUAGUGCUAUAGGAUGCACAUUUCUGUUUGAAAAAGCUUGCCUUUGCUUUCCUAACUGCUUGUGUAUAUUGGUUCCUAACUUCCCUGAAAAGUUGCAUAUCUCGGGGGCUAUUCGAUGCUAAUGCAGUACGACACAGGAUGUUUUUGUGCUGGUCAAGGGCAGUCAAGUCUGAGUAGAACCAGGGGCUAUAUCUGUUCUUAGUUCUGAAUUUUUUGAAUGGGGCAUGCUUAUUUAAGAUUGAGAGGUAAGCACUUUUAAAGAACAACCAGGCAUCCUCUACUGACAGAAUGAGAUCGAUAUCCAUCCAGGAUACAUGGACCAGGUCAAUUAGGAAGGCCUGCUCGCUAAAGUGUUUUAGGGAGUGUUUGACAGUGAUGAGGGGUGGUCGUUUGACCGCGGACCCGUUACGGACGCAGGCAAUAAGGCAGUGAUCGCUGAGAUCCUGGUUGAAGACAGCUGAGGUGUAUUUAGAGGGUAAGUUAGUCAGGAUGAUAUCUAUAAGGGUGCCCAUGUUUACGGAUGUAGGGUUGUACCUUGUAGGUUCCUUGAUAAUUUGUGUGAGAUUGAGGGCAUCUAGUUUAGAUUGUAGGAUGGCCGGGGUGUUAAGCAUAUCACAGUUUAGGUCACCAAGCAGUACGAACUCUGAGGAUACAUGGGGGGCAAUCAAUUCACAUAUGGUGUCCAGGGCACAGCUGGGGGCUGAGGGGUGUCUGUAGCAAGCGGCAACAGUGAGAGACUUAUUUCUGGAAAGGUGGAUUUUUAGAAGUAGGAGCUCAAACUGUUUGGGCACAGACCUGGAUAGUAUGAUAGAGCUCUGCAGGCUAUCUCUACAGUAGAUUGCAACUCCACCCCCUUUGGCAGUUCUAUCUAGACUGAAAAUGUUGUAGUUGGGGAUGGAAAUAUCUGAAUUUUUGGUGGCCUUCGUAAGCCAGGAUUCAGACACUGCUAGAAAAUCAGGGUUGGUGGAGUGUGCUAACGCAGUGAAUAACUCAAACUUAGGGAGGAGGCUUCUGAUGUUAACAUGCAAAAAAACGAAUGCUUUUACGGUUACAGAAAUCAACAAAUGAUAGCUCCUGGGGAGUAGGAGUGAUACUGGGGGCUGCAGGGGUUAACCUCUACAUCACCAGAGGAACAGAGGAGGACUAGAAUAAGGAUACGGCUAAAGGCUUUAAGAACUGGUCUUCUAGUGCGUUGGGUACAGAGAGUAAAGGGGGCAGAUUUCCGGGCAUUGUAGAAUAGAUUCAGGGCAUUAUGUACAGACAAGGAUAUGGAAGGAUAUGAGUACAGUGGAGGUAAACCUAAGCGUUGGGUAACAAUGAAAGAGAUAGCAUCACUGGAUGCACCGAUUGAGCCGGUCUCCGCGUGUAUGGGGGGUGGAACAAAGGAGCUAUUUGAGGCAGUUUGAGAGGGACUUGGGGCUUUACAGUGAAAUUGUAUAAUAAGAACUAACUGGAACAGCAAUUUGCAAGGCAUAUUGACAUGGGAGAGAGGCAUAAAGCAAUCACAGGUGUUAUUCGAGAGAGCUAAGACAACAACUGGUAACGGCGAUGAAAGUUUGGGCUGAGGCUAAACAGAUGAACAGGACAGGGUACCGUGUAAAGGAACAGUCCAGCAGGCAUCAGCUGUGCAGCUGAGUGAUCAUAAGGUCCAGUGAACAGCAAUAUGUGAGUCCGAGAGCAGUUUGAAUUGGUGCUACAGCACAGGCUAGCAGGAAGCACGGCUGUUGUUUGCGUGUGCUAGCGGGCCGGGGCUAGCAGAUGGAUCUUCGUGGUCUUCGCAACGGGAAGCCUGUUGAAACCACAGACGAUUACGUCGGCAGACCAGUCGUGAUGGAUCGGCGGGGCUCCGUGUCGACUCUAGGAGGUCCCGUCUGGUUGACAGAGAGGUAGAUAGCCGGGAGAUGGGCCUGACUCGAGGCUAGCUCAAGGCUGAUUAGCCAACAACAACAUUAAUUUGGUUGCAGCUAGCUAGUUGCGAUGAUCAGGAGUUAAAGGUCCAGUGAUUCAGUGAUUCCGGCAGAAAAACCGAUAGGUCGAUAACGCGCUGUGCAGACAGUGCAGACUGGCCGAUAAUAGUCCAGGCUAGAGCUGGCUGGUAGGUAGUGCAGGCCACGGACAAUGGUGAAAAACCGCUAAUGGUGGCUAAUAGCAAGUAGCUAGUUAGCUGGCUACUCCCGUCCGGUAGACAGAGAGGUAGAUAGCCGGGAUAUGGGCCUGGCUCGAGGCUAGCUCAAGGCUAACUGGUGCUUGCUUCGGGGAAAGUGGUGAUAUGCCAACAGCAAUGUCCAUUCGGUUGCGGCUAGCUAGUUGCGAUCCAGUGUUAAUGUCCAGUGAUUCAGUUAUUCCGGCAGAAAAUCCAAUGUUCUGGGUGAAAACCGCUAACGGUGGCUAAUAGCAAGUAGCUAGUUAGCUGGCUAGCUAGUUUCAACUGGAGAUUCUAGAUAAAAGGUAAGUCAAUAAUAGAAUCCAUUCCACAUUGAGUGAGGCGGGUUGCAGGAAAGUAUAUUUAGUAGAAGGAGGAAAAGUGUGAUAGGAAAAUAUGUACGAAAAAUAUAAAAAAUACAAUAAUUUACACGGACACACACAGAGUACACGACCGCACUGCUACGCCAUCUUAGAUCUAUUAUGUAUUAUGUGUAUGUACAUAUCUUUGUUAGAAAGAAUAUUAUAUUUCCCUUAACGGAGUGAUGCUGAAUGAAAAGGAUGGCUCAACCUUCCCCACUCUACCCUAUUGAAACCACUCAAACAUGUCUUCCUAGUCCUGAGAGAGAGUGAACUCCAGGUUCUUUGGGUUAAAAGUGAUUUUGUUAGUGGAUCUACCUGUAUUCUGUGAGCUACAGGAUGCAACUAGGCCAGGUUUUAAUUCCCAUUUUGCCCUGUAGUUAACCUCCAUUCCCUACCCGGUACACACAGAUGCAAAUCCGACCUGAAUAAGGAUGUCUUCAAAGCAAAGCAGAGAAAUAAAAUGAUAAGAAUAGAAUAGAACAGUCAGAAAACGCCCCCACAGGAAUUGGAGCUUAGCAGCUUCUAAGAAUCUUUCAUAUUGAAAUGUUCCGGCUGUUCUGUGAUUCAAUAGCUCAGUGUGAAGCGACGGUCAAUUUUCCAAAUUCACAUUCAACAAUAUUCACAACUGGCCCCGAGCCCUGUUCGCUUUUCUAUCAUUUCUCCAUUUCCUUUCCUUUCCUUUUCUUCCCCCUUCUCUGCUUCUGGUCACAGUGAUUCUUCUCUCUGUAUUUCACACACGUCUGAUGGGAUGUUUUCGUCUCCCUCCCUUUUCUCCCAGCUGUGGAAAAAAGAGAGGGAGGAAGGGAGCAUGUGUGACUUACUGCCACGAUCACCAUGCCAGCAAGGAGAGAGGGCCGAGAAAUGGCCAGAAAGAUGCAAAGGUCUUUUGUUUUUGGGACUUGGGGGUGACAUUGUCAAAGCAUGUCAGCUGUCUUGGCCAGUAGUUCAUCUGUACAAGGAGAUUAGGAGUGUGUAUAGAAGUCCCCACUUCUUUUAAGUGCCCAGCCAGGGAUUCAAACUAGCAACACUCCAGCUACAGUUCUGCAGCUCUAACCUCUAGCCUACAUACCACCCCCAUCUCCAAAGUAUCCCAAAACAUCGCAAAUAUCAAAUUCCCAAAACACCUGACUGCCUAAUGCUGUACGUACAAUCAGGGACUUGACGUCACAAGUUACCAAUGUCCUAGCUGACCCGGGUGUACAUAUAGAGGAAUUCUCUGUGAAAUAGAGUGUUAGUCCAUUACAUAACUAACUGUCAUCUUCAGAAGCGUUGAGCUGUUGUUGUUUUGAGAUGCUAAUAUAUAGCUGUCAGGGAGCUGAUUUACUCUCAUCCUGUGUCUUAACACUCACACACACACACACACACACACACACACACACACACACACACACACACACACACACACACACACACACACACACACACACACACACACACACACACACACACACACACACACACACACACACACACACACAGGUGAGGGAGUCUGUGUGGUGCAAACAGGUGUUACAUAUAGCAGCAGGAGGGAAUGCAGCCAAGAGUCAGACUGCCCUAAAAUGAAUCAGAAUGAGGUGAAAUUUCACAAUCAUUGUAGGCAACCUUUCAAGGACUUUGCUUCUUCAAAAGUGUUUGUGCUAGCAGGAGUGUCUUCAGAAGUGUGUGUUUUCAGAGGUGUGUUUUGCCUCUCCUAGCUUCUCUGUGUCUCUGGAUGGGGACGACAUUUGUUGGUGAACACUGAGAAGCUCUGCCACAGGUUUCACAAUCACAACUCUGUUUCUUCUAACCAGUCUUCUCCUCAGGAUUAUCUUGAGUCGACUGUGAAAGGCUAUUUGGCAAUAAAUCACAUAGUUUCUUAUUACAUCCGUUAUUAAUGUGUGACUGUGUUUGUAUGAUGCUGUAUAUUUCAUUCAACUUGAUAGCCUAUAUAAGACAUUUCAGUUGUAGGGUAGAACUGUUUGAGAAUGAACACAUUUUUUUUUGUCUCUUUCCAAGAAUAUCUGUGAGUUUUGCAAUGAAAUACAGAACUUCUGAGGUCAAGUUUGAAUUUGUUUGAGAGAGAAACAGGGGGAGAGAGAGAAAGAGACGUGGCUAUUUACCUGUCUGUGUGUGGCAGAAAACCCUGCUCUCUGAUUGGUGGAGAGAGGGCAGGUACAGUUUGCUGAAGGCCCGUUUUCAGGAUUCCAGCAACACUGAGUCACAUGGGCUGAUCGCUAUCUCAAACACACACACACACACAUACACACAAAGACAGCAGACAGUACUGUAUGAUUGCACAAACACAACCCCCACAGCUCCCCCUCCCCCGUCCCUCCUCUCGGUCCCUCCCUCCUCCCUCUCUCUCUCUAUUUCUCUCUCUCUCUCUCUCUGUCUCUCAAACACACACGUGUGCUCAGCAACAGAGGAAGGCUCUUACGUCUACGCAGUACAGCUCUACUUAGAGAGAGGGAACGAGAGAGGGAACAGCCGAGCGAGAGAACAAGAGAGCCAGGCAGAGCGAGAGAGAGAGAGAGAGAGAGAGAGAGAAAGAGGGAACGAGGGAACGAGGGAGAGAGAGAUAAGGAGGGCAGUAGCUACAGUGGAUUCCCUGUCAGCUUCAUCUCCAGCCCUCGAAAUUGUCAUCAUCUGCUCCAUUAUUUAAUCAGCACAAGUGCUGCUCUCGCACUCCUCUUUCUUCUCCAGCGAUCUGCUCGUAAAAAAAACAAUAUCUGACCACCGUUGGAUUUAAGCGAGUGUGUGUGUGAGAGAGUGUGUGUGAGAGUGUGUCACUUAUCACUGGACUGCUGGACGAAAAUGGAUAUUUCCCCUACAGUGGGAUGUGGGUGUUGUUCCAGGGAUGUUAUAUGGUAGUGCUGACUGAGCCAGCUAAAGCCACAGCUACCACUAGAGGAAAGGGCAAACUGCCCCUCUUUACUUACUAUAGGUGUGGAGCCUUGUUAUAUUAGAUCUCUUGCGUUUUUUCAAAUAUGUGAUUUCUUUGUUUAUUUUGAUCCCGAUCUUUAUUCUUUCUCUCUUUUUUUCCCUCUUCCUCCCAUCCAGACGAGAAGGAGGAAGGAGUGUUGGGAAGUCUUCCUCUGCUCAGCUUUCGGAUCGGAGAAGUGCAGGCGUUGGAUAACAUCAGCCGCAAGCACGCCUUUAAGGUCAGUACCCUCUAGGACUAAGUAUGAUGAUGAUGAUGAUGAGGAUGAUGAUGACAAUGAUGAUGAUGAGGAUGAUGAUGAAGCCAUGUUAUGAUGAUAAAGCAAUGUUUUUUUGGACUUCUUGAGCUUCCAAGAGGUGGGGGAUAACAUUUGGGGCAGGUGGUCAGUGAGGUGAGAGGGGGAAUGACCUUUAGGAAAGUGGUUGGUUUGAGAGGAUACAAGUACAAGUACAAUGAGUACUGAGUGUACAAAACAUUAGGAACACCUGCUCUUUCCAUGACAUAGACUGAGCAGGUGAAUCCAGGUGAAAGCCAUGAUCCCUUAUUAAUGUCACCUGUUAAAUCCACUCCAAUCAGUUUAGAUAAAGGGGAGGAGACAUGUUAAAGAAGGAUUUUUAAGCCUUGAGACAAUUGAGACAUUGAUUGUGUAUGUGUGCCAUUCGGUGGGUGAAUGGGCAAGACAAAAUACUUAAGUGCCUUUGAACGGGGUAUGGUAGUAGGUGCCAGGCGCACCGGUUUGAGUGUGUCAAGAACUGCAAUGCUGCUGGGCUUUUCACGCUCAACAUUUUCCCUUGUUUAUCAAGAAUGGUCCACCACCCAAAGGACAUCCAGCCAACUUGACACAACUUUUUUUUUGGGGGGGGGGUUUAAAUGCUGGGCAGACACGUGAUCGUCACUCAUACAGCCCAGUGACAAGCAGUGACAUUGGGGGACAAUGGGGGAUAAUAGGGAAUAAGCAGAGAUGUCUGGCAGCAUUUCAAAACCAAACCCCUAUAUUUACUCUGUGUUUGUGUGUGUGCGCGCGCCCGUGUGUGCAUGUGUUUGUGUGUGAGAGAGAGAGAGUAUGAGUGUGUGUUUGCUCACACUGUACUUUGCACCGAAGUGCUCAUGAAUAAACAGAAUGCUGAGAGAGAGGGAGACACACACAGACAGCAUGAGAGGGAGACACAGAGAGAAAGAGAGAAGGAGUGAUAGAGAAAGAGAAAGGGAAGGAGAGAGAGAGUCCUGUCACAGUAUAUUCCUCUCUGGUCUUCCAGGCAGUAGCUGAGGGAUGGUCAGAGGGAGAGAGGAGGGAACAGUCUUACAUAAACCCCUACCCAGCACCACCACACCAUAUUAGCAUGAUAUAUAAUAUCAUGUUCAUUCAUAUGAUUUAUUUAUCACAGCCAAUGCAUAUUAAUCACCAUCUCAGAAUGUGGCGCUGCAGUACCAUCUAAAAGCUAUUUCCCAACAUAGUCCCUGUCAGUAGUAGUAUGUCACUAAUCAAAAAAUCCUGUCUAGUCCCAUAAACAAAAAUUAUUCCAGAUUUAUCACCAUAAAAGUGCAAUCACUGUCAAGCUAGAACGCAUCUUUGGUUUUCCAAACACACUGUCUGUUUCAGAAAAGGUGAUGCAAUACCGUUUUGUAAUAUUCUACAGUUAGUCAAAUCUCUUCUUAAAAUAUUCGGAUUACGUGGUCUCAUUUGGGUUCGGUGGUUAAGACAAUGUACGGGUUGUACAGUAUGUGUGUUGCAGUGUUUCUUUGUUGAUAGAGUUGCUGUGUGCCAUUGGUUGUAGCCCCAGUGUCUCUGUGUGUCGGUGUUGAUACGAGACCUGUUGUGACAGCCACGGUGACAUGGCAUUUGCCUGACAGUUCUACGAAGCAGUAGACUAUAUACUGUAGACCAGCAGCUAGAGGGUUCAGCUUGUUACACUGGCUCCUCUGUAGACUUUCAUAUGUCUGUGUGCAUGCUUUUAAAGGCAAAUAGCAGUAGAAGAAGAAGACACAGGCAAAAUAAAGAAAUUAACCUUUUCACACAUGAGUUCCAAAUAUCUCUAAACGGUCGCCCCAGCGUGAGUUGUUUUAUGCACAUGAUGUCAGAAUGCGCUCACUGUUCCAAAAUGGGAUUGUUACGCAACAGAAAAGGUUAAACACCAGUAAAUGUUUCAAUGAUAUGUGUCCAAAAGCCUUUCAGGUACAGUACAGGAGAGACUUAAUGUUCUUACUUAUUGACACAGUAUUCUAGGUAGCCUAUUCAGCUGUGUUGUUAUGGUGGUGGUGGUGCUGGCUAGUAAAAGGUUAUUUGUCUCCUUCCCGCCAUGCUGUUAUCCUGCUGCUUGGUGUUGAUUGUACAGGGAGGCAGUGUGAGUGUGAGACAAUAUGAGUCAUGAGGAUGGAGCAGAGCAGCCAGUGGUUUGUAGAGAACUUUAGCCUUCCAGGUAUUUACAGUGUGGACUGGAACUGUAAGUGCUGCGUAGGUUAUGGUGUUAUGGUGUUAUAACACUGAAGCUUCAGGAUCUAGCAAUCUCUGCUGAAACAAUGUCAACCAAGUACAGUGAGGGAAAAAAGUAUUUGAUCCCCUGCUGAUUUCGUACGUUUGUCCACUGACAAAGAAAUGAUUUGUCUAUCAUUUUAAUGGUAGGUUUAUUUGAACAGUGAGAGACAGAAUAACAACAAAAAAAUCCAGAAAAACGUAUGUCAAAAAUGUUAUGAAUUGAUUUGCAUUUUAAUGAGGGAAAUAAGUAUUUGACCCCCUCUCAAUCAGAAAGAUUUCUAGCUCCCAGGUGUCUUUUAUACAAGUAAAGAGCUGAGAUUAGGAGCACACUCUUAAAGGGAGUGCUCCUAAUCUCAACUUGUUACCUGUAUAAAAGACACCUGUCCACAGAAGCAAUCAAUCAAUCAGAUUCCAAACUCUCCACCAUGGCCAAGACCAAAGAGCUCUCCAAGGAUGUCAGGGUCAAGAUUGUAGACCUACACAAGGCUGGAAUGGGCUACAAGACCAUCGCCAAGCAGCUUGGUGAGAAGGUGACAACAGUUGGUGCGAUUAUUCACAAAUGGAAGAAACACAACAGAACUGUCAAUCUCCCUCAGCCUGGGGCUCCAUGCAAGAUCUCACCUCGUGGAGUUGCAAUGAUCAUGAGAACGGUGAGGAAUCAGCCCAGAACUACACGGGAGGAUCUUGUCAAUGAUCUCAAGGCAGCUGGGACCAUAGUCACCAAGAAAACAAUUGGUAACACACUACGCCGUGAAGGACUGAAAUCCUGCAGCAUGGUCCCCCUGCUCAAGAAAGCACAUAUACAGGCCCGUCUGAAGUUUGCCAAUGAACAUCUGAAUGAUUCAGAGGAGAACUGGGUGAAAGUGUUGUGGUCAGAUGAGACCAAAAUCGAGCUCUUUGGCAUCAACUCAACUCGCCGUGUUAGGAGGAGGAGGAACACCAUCCCCACCGUCAAACAUGGAGGUGGAAACAUUAUGCUUUGGGGGUGUUUUUCUGCCAAGGGGACAGGACAACUUCACCGCAUCAAAGGGACGAUGGACGUGGCAAUGUACUGUCAAAUCUUGGGUGAGAACCUCCUUCCCUCAGCCAGGGCAUUGAAAAUGGGUCGUGGAUGGGUAUUCCAGCAUGACAAUGACCCAAAACACACGGCCAAGGCAACAAAGGAGUGGCUCAAGAAGAAGCACAUUAAGGUCCUGGAGUGGCCUAGCCAGUCUCCAGACCUUAAUCCCAUAGAAAAUAUGUGGAGGGAGCUGAAGGUUCGAGUUGCCAAACGUCAGGCUUGAAACCUUAAUGACUUGGAGAAGAUCUGCAAAGAGGAGUGGAACAAAAUCCCUCCUGAGAAGUGUGCAAACCUGGUGGCCAACUACAAGAAACGUCUGACCUCUGUGAUUGCCAACAAGGGUUUUGCCACCAAGUACUAAGUAAUGUUUUGCAGAGGGGUCAAAUACUUAUUUCCCUCAUUAAAAUGCAAAUCAAUUCAUAACAUUUUUGACAUGCAUUUUUCUGGAUUUUUUGUUGUUAUUUCGUCUCUGACUGUUCAAAUAAACCUACCAUUAAAAUUAUAGACUGAUCAUGUCUUUGUCAGUGGGCAAAUGUACAAAAUCAGCAGGGGAUCAAAUACUUUUUUCCCUCACUGUACAUUGUUUUCGAUGUUGUAGACCUUUGUGCUUAAUUGUUUAGUUUUGUAGAUAGUAGACAGUACUUGGGGUUAAUAUACUGUGUGGCACAAUUUCUACUUACAUGUAUAGGAGUGUGUAGCCAUGUAUGUAGGUCUAAGUGUUGUGUAGGAGACAGACAGACAGUACAGGUAUGUCAUGGUGUUUACGUGUUCUCAGUACUAAUACAGGGUGGUGAACUGGUCUGAUUUGGUCUGGCUGUUGUUAGUUGAGGUAAGUGGAGGGAGGGGAGCUUUUGUUUCUGGCCUAGUGGGGCCCCUCGGGGCUGAGGAGGAGAGGAGACAGGAUGGGAUGGAAGUCGAGUUUGAGCACGAUCCUGGAGACUCGGCUGGGAUUCCUGUAGAACCCCUUCUUUAUGACACCUGUAAUUUCAAACUGACCAAUGAGAGAGAGGUAGGGUGCGGGGGAGAGGGAGAGGGAGAGGGGGAGGGAGUGAAGACUCUAACCUACAUUUUUGCCUUUGAUUAUAAGAUUACCUUUCAGAGGUGGACUGGUUUGACUUGACUUUUCAGUACCGACACCCUUUUUUUUUUUUUUCAUGAAGGCGUGAAUGCUUCAUUAAAUGCUUAACGGAAAUUGUGUAAGUUCUAAAACUUUGGAUAUGAGCCAGGACUGCAAGGACUGUUGUUUUGCUGCGAGCUCCAAACAGAGAGAGCUGCCUGGGUCUGCUGUUCCAACCUGACCGUACCUGCAGGUUCACUAAGUACAGGCUGAGGUAACAAAAACAGAGGUGUGGUUGGAACCUGGAAUAGACCUUAUUUAUGAUCGGGGUCACCCAGCCGUUACAACACUAUCUACAGUAUCUUGGUCCAACCCUAUCUGACCACACUUGGUUCAACCCUGCAUGGUUUAGACAUGUAAAAGGCUAUAAUGUCUAACAGACGCCUCUCAGCUCACAGCAUUUUUCAAAGCAGCCUUUUCCCUCCCGUGGAUUGAAGUAAAUUAUUAAACGAGAACACUUGGCCCGGGUGUGGUGUGGUGUGUUGUACGGUGUGUAUGACUGGUUUACUAGCGUCUUAAGACUGAGUUACAGCUAGAUGUGUGUGUGUGUGGUGUGUGUGUGUGUGUGUGUGUGUGUGUGUCUGUGUGUGUGUGUGUGUGUGUGUGAGAGACCAUACGUGUACACCCCCAGGGAGUGCACUAGUUAUUAAACCCCCUGUUGAGAGUAAAUGUCAUGGUCCAUACCACCUUCACUCAGAGGGGUGUCACC
Molecule: messenger RNA, 29685 nt
Organism: Coregonus sp. 'balchen'
Lineage: Eukaryota; Metazoa; Chordata; Actinopteri; Salmoniformes; Salmonidae
Source: the annotation of a GenBank genome assembly